Nilaparvata lugens (brown planthopper) is the source of this 2370-nucleotide messenger RNA. Its product is annotated as splicing factor 3B subunit 4. The record is from RefSeq and is a predicted model, not a curated record. Gene Ontology annotation, biological process: positive regulation of mRNA splicing, via spliceosome. Gene Ontology annotation, molecular function: RNA binding. NCBI's taxonomy places the organism in Eukaryota, Metazoa, Arthropoda, Insecta, Hemiptera, Delphacidae. Gene Ontology annotation, cellular component: nucleolus; U12-type spliceosomal complex. The transcript has 9 exons. Bases 238 to 1584 code for a protein of 448 amino acids.
GAAAACGUUUGCGUUCGUUAACGUUUUCGAAUGUAUUGUUUUGAUGAGCUCCUCACACAUGUGCUCGUGCUGUCACUUUUUUCAACGGGUGCUUUAUUUAUAACUAAAAUGAGUGUCUGUUAAUUUGAAAUUAUGUUUAUUCAAGAUAGAUUGGUACUUAAUAAUUUAUAAGUUUAUUUUCAUUCCAACAAAAACCAAAAACUCUAUUGAUUUUGAGCUCAAAGACAAUAAUUGAGAAUGGCAGCAGGUCCAACUGUAUCUAGAAAUCAAGAUGCCACGAUUUAUGUUGGAGGGUUUGAUGAGAAAGUUACUGAAGAAAUGUUAUGGGAACUUUUCCUCCAAGCUGGUCGAAUUGUUAAUGUCCACUUGCCAAAAGACAGAAUUUCUCAGGCACAUCAAGGCUAUGGUUUUGUGGAACUUUGUGAAGAGGCUGAUGCUGAUUAUGCUGUUAGAAUCAUGAACAUGAUAAAGCUAUAUGGAAAGCCUAUACGAGUAAAUAAGGCUUCAUCCCUUAAAAAAACCACGGAUAUUGGAGCAAACAUUUUCAUCGGCAAUUUAGACCCAGAAGUUGAUGAGAAACAGAUCUACGAUACUUUCUCUGCUUUUGGUGUUAUACUGCAAGUUCCUAAGAUAGCGCGCGACCCGGAGACAGGCAACUCACAGGGCUUCGGCUUUGUGAACUUUGGCAGUUUCGAGGCGUCGGACGCGGCCAUAGCUGCCAUGCAUGGUCAGUAUUUGUGCAACCGGGCGAUCAGUGUGUCCUACGCCUACCGUCGUGACGGCCAGGCCGCCGGUCAGAUGACUCGGCACGGAUCGGCCGCCGAACGGCUGCUGGCUGCUAACAAUCCCGCCACCAAGAAUUGCUUGCCGAACCAGUUUUUCGCGGACGCGCCACCGUUACCAUUGGUUGCACCACCACUUCCCCCGCCUACGCAACUGGUUGCGCCACCAGUCGACGCCACCAGUGGCCAACAAGCGGCCACUCAAGUUGCUCCAGUACCACCUCCUUGUGGUCUUGUACCUCCACCCCCUCCACCACCACCCUGUGGCGUCAUGACGAUGAAGGGACUCGAUCCACCCCCCCUGGGACCAGUUCCCCCUCCACCAAUCAGCAUUGCUCUACAGCAGGCUCUUCAGUCUACUCCCCUUUCACCUCUUCCUCCUUAUCCACCAAUGAAAACUAUGCUUCCUCCUCCUCCUCCUCCUCCACCGCAUCCUCCCAUUGCUUUCUCCCCCAUGUCGCUCCCUCCCCCUCCUCUCGCUACUCUUCACCCCCCUCAAACUCCUCCUCCUCCCCCUCCACAAUCGUCGCCAUCUUGGAACAGCUUUCAUCAACAUUUGCCGCCUCAUAUGCAGCCAGACCACGGCAGACUGGGUCAGUUGUUGCCGCGGCUUUUUGUGGGUUUGCCGCCUCAAUGUCCACUGCCAGCUCAAUAUGAACUGCCAAGUCAGCAUUUUCUGAACAGACUGCCAGGGCCCUGUCCGGGUCCGAAUCCGCUUGAACAGAGGAGCAAUAAUUUUAUGCAAGGUGACAGACCUUGUCCGCCAUUUUGGAAUGACUGCCAGGAUUCUCGCAGAAGAUGAAUUGAUUCUCGCCUCUAAAACGUGAAAAGUAGUUACUUUAUUCACAUAAUUUUAUUUUUCGUUUCGUUCCUAGUCAAUAAGGUAUUUUUUCAAAUUCCAAAUUUGAAAUAAUUAUAAUUUGUGUUCUCAUGAGAAGUUAUUGGUUUGUUAAAAUGAUGAAAUAUUAUUCUACGUAUUGAUUCAUGAAACAGUGUUUGAUAUCAAGUUAUUCACGCAAUAAUUAUAAGAUAGUAUUAUGAAGUUGGAAUCUGUCACGGUAUUUAGAUGUAAAUAUCUUCUUCUAUAUACCGUGGAAUCUGUAUCAGAUGAUCUAGGUAGCCAAUUGAAAGCGUGACAGUCUAUGGCCAAACUGUGUUUGUACAGGUUGUUCUGAAAAAGGUGCCCAUAAGUCAGGGCGUGAUUCCUCUCAUCAAAUGAAGAAAAAAGUUCUAAUUAACAUAGAUCCGAAAAUGCUUGGUUACCAAGUUAUACAGGAACUAAAGAGAUUUAAUCUGAAUUUCUGUGCCCCUGCUGAAACGAAGCCCUACCGGUAUUUGUUGGCUGUUAAUUAAGAUGUGCAAUUUAGCGUAAAAUGAACUGCUAGAUUGAAUAAAACCGUUUCCAGACCUGUAGCUACAGUAAUUUUUAAUAUAUGAGACGAAAUACGCGAAACUUGGUCCCGUAAAACAAGUUCCUUUAAGGAAUGAAGCAGAUGAACUAUUUAAUAAGCAAAUUACACAAACUAUUUUUUUACAGAACUUGUAGAAAAUUUAAUUUUGAAGAGAAAGAUGUAGAAUAAGUCUAUAG